CAAGGGGGCUCCCGGCUCGUGUGCUCCUGGUCCGCUCUCGUGCUACCGCCAGUGCUGCCCAGGUCACUGCCAGCCAGCUGACCGAAGUGGGGCGGGCAGCGCCUCUGUCCAGCCGUGCCCCCACUCCUGUGCCUCCCUUUCCCUGCCUUGGUGUUUGUGUCGUAGCCCGAGCUGGCGCCUAAUUAGUGCCUAUCCCGAUUUUACAAGGGGGUGCCCAGAGAGGGGAAGGCAGUGGGCCUACCUGGACCGCAGGCCUCCCAUCAGCCCCUUCCACGUGGGACAGCUCUCAGUGAGCUUUGCACUAAAGGCCCUGCGGACUUGGGAGGGAAGGUUCGAGUGCUGCUCUUGUCCCAGGGGGCUAAUGGCCAGCCCAAGGUCCAUCCUGUCUUCUGGGGCUCUCCUUUCCAAAAGAAGACUGCUUCCCUGGUGGGCCUGGGGUCACCAGGGUCAGCACCAGGCAUCACUGGCCUCAGCAGGGGAGGGAAACUUCACCCAGGCAGUGUGGGAGCACAGCAAGGGAGAAAGAAAGCACCAGGAAGGGCAGCCAGGCCAAGACCUGAGCUUUUGGCAGGAGAGGUUGGCAGAUCAACUGCUGCCCCUCUGGAGACUGAACUAUGAUGAACAACUAAAGGUCAAGUUUGAAGUGACCAAGAAGACCUUGGAGCAGCUACAGGGACGUCUCCACAAGCUGGGCGCUGCAGUGGCUGAGACCCCAGGGCUGGGUGCCCUCCUCCAACCUUUCAUCCCAUCGCCUGUCAUCGAUGGUUACAGAAACAAAUCUGUCUUCUCUGUAAACCGGGGCCCAGAUGGCCACCCGAGGACUGUGGGGUGCUUCUUGAGAUCCCCUGGAGGAAAGACGAUUUUCUGUGUACCUGCUGGCUAUCUGAGAACCCUGCCUGCCAGGCACCUCCAGGUUGCCCAGUGCUAUGAGAUGUUUCUGCGACAAACCCCCCUGGACCCCAGCCUUGACAUUCACCAGCUUGGGCCCUGGCGUCGACUCAGAGUGCGGACCAGCAGCCAAGGCCAUACCAUGGCCAUCAUCACUUUUCAUGCCCAGGGACUAAGUCAGGAGGAUGUCUGUGCUCAGAAGCAAAGAGCCAAGGAAUUCUUCAUGUCAGGACAGGGGUCUGUGUGUGACCUGACCUCUCUCUACCUGAAGGAGAGGGUCACACCCAGCCCACAGCAAUCCUGCUGCCACCACUACCAGCUGCUGGUGGGAGAGCCCCACGUGUUUGAGGACAUCCUUGGCUUGAAACUUCGCAUCUCUCCAGGGGCCUUUUUCCCCCCAAACACGGGCGCCACCGAGGCUCUCUUCCGGGUUGUGGCGGAGCUGGGCGGGGUGGACCAAAGCACUGUGAUCCUUGACCUUAGCCACGGCACAGGUGCCACGGGCCUCUCCCUGGCUCGGUGGGCAGCCCAGGUCCUCAGCCUGCGAUUGGUCAGGCAAGCUGUAGAGGAUGCCAGGUGGAGUGCAGCCUUCAAUGAGAUCACCAAUUGGGAAUGCCGGCGGUAUGACAUGGAGAGGGCUGUGGCCUGGCUCAGAAAGUUCCAAGGGGAUGGUCAGGCACUGAUGGCUCUGGUGGACCCUGCGGGUGCUGGACUGUCUCACAAGGUCAUUCGCGCCAUCCGGGGCUGCCCAGCUAUCCAGAAGCUAGUGUUCAUCUCUGGCCGGCCUCAUGCGGAAGACAUGGACGCUUUCUUUCAGCUCUGCUGCCCUGUGUCCUCUGGCCAGGACCUCCCAGGUGAACCUUUCACACUGAGCCAAGCUGUGCCCGUGGACAUGUUGCCGCACACUCUGUCUUCGCAGCUGGUUCUGGCCUUCACCCGCUGACCCACAGAUGGAGGGGCCCGGCCUCACACCCAGCUCCCCUCAUCCCAUUGUGGCGGGGGAGAGUGGGUGCCCAUUUUGCUCAAAGGGAACUCUCAAUAAAUGGUCAUGGACAGAAUCUGCAGGGUCCAAGGCUUGUUGUGGGCCUCCCGGUGUGGAUAAAGUGGUUUUCAUGGAGUGAUAUCCAGCUCCUUGGCCAUUUGACCAGCAGGGAAGGGGACACAGGGGAGAGUUGGGGACCUGGACCCCCAGCCAGCAUCACCCUGGAUGUGCAGCUGGACGGGAAGCAGUGGUGGGUGGAAGCCCUGGGCUCAAGGUUCUGAUUCUGACUGAGCUGGGCACAGACUGACCCUGUCCUUGAAUGGGCAGGGUCAGAGGACACAGAUGGCUGGGGGGGGGGGGCGCUUCACAGCCUCUCUUUGGAGUUCUUUAUUUCCAGCGUCUUCCUCCUUCCCAUUUUACAGAGGAAACUGAGGCACAAGCAGAGGGUCCAGGGGAGCGGCCGGGUUGGGGCAGAACCCUAGGGGCCGUUUCAGCCCCCGCUCGGGAUUAGGGCCAGUGCUCUCGACCUCCUCCCAGCAGCCCAUUUUCUCUUCUGUUGGGCUGGAGAAGGGUCGGGCCCUGGCACUGCCCUAUCCUUCCCAGACUCCCGCCCCGCCCCCACAGGGUCCCAGAGCCACCGAGACAGCGCCCACCUCCCGCUGGUCCACAUGACCAUGGCUCUGCCUCCCCCACCCCAAGAAGGUCCUGAAAGCAUAGAGAUGAGUGACUUCCGGGAAGUCAUCUUCUGUCAUCUUUCCCAACUUGCUGGAUGUGAAGUGAAACCUUGGGCUUGUUAGGGAUUUCAGCUGUUCUUUCCCAUGGUUAUUACUGGUUUGCCAUUCUUUCCAGGAUGUUUUGUGCCUGCCCUUUGACCCCUUCUGUGUUGUGGAGUGGCUUUUGGCCCCCUCUUUUUCCGUUAGUUGUCCACAUGUCUUGGAUCUCAAGCCCUUUUAAGAAAUAUUAAAUACAUAGGUUUUUUUCCCCA
Molecule: messenger RNA, 2855 nt
Organism: Vombatus ursinus (common wombat)
Lineage: Eukaryota; Metazoa; Chordata; Mammalia; Diprotodontia; Vombatidae
Product: tRNA (uracil(54)-C(5))-methyltransferase homolog
Exons: 13
Coding region: 362-1831 (489 amino acids)
Biological process (GO): RNA processing
Molecular function (GO): RNA methyltransferase activity
Source: RefSeq, a predicted model, not a curated record